UAUAAAAAUACAAACAGCAAAAAGCGAAUUCCCAUUGGAAAAACAGACUGAACUUUAGGGAGGGAGGGGGGGAUCAAAGUCGUUCUCCUAAGUCCUAAGGUCUAGACCAUUCUCCCCGAGUUGGACCCUUCCUUUCCCCAGCUCUUUAUAUUUCCCACCAGUCAUCAGUCAGCUUUUCUCAUCGAAGUAGUGAUCUCCAACACCAGGGAUCCAACGAAAUUAACAGACAAGUUGGAGAUAAAAUGGAAGAAGAACAGCAGUUAACCAGAUGGGAAGGCUACGUGGACUGGAGGAGAAGACCUGCUCUCAGAGGCCGGCAUGGCGGCAUGCUUGCCGCUUCUUUUGUAUUGGUGGUGGAGAUAUUGGAGAACCUAGCAUAUUUAGCGAAUGCAAGCAAUUUGGUGCUGUAUCUAUCAGAAUACAUGCACUUCUCUCCCACCAAAUCGGCCAACAAUGUCACCAAUUUCAUGGGGACGUCUUUCCUUCUGGCUCUCCUUGGAGGCUUUCUAUCCGACGCCUUUUUCACCACUUAUCACAUCUACCUGAUAAGUGCAGUUAUUGAAUUCCUGGGCUUGGUUGUACUUACUGUGCAAGCAAGGUCACCUUCCCUAAAGCCAUCAGCAUGUGACCCAGCCAACCUCAACAUUCCUUGCCAGGAAGCUCAUGGAGGAAAAGCUGCAAUGCUGUUCCUAGGUCUGUAUCUGGUGGCCCUAGGCGUUGGAGGAAUAAAGGGAUCACUGCCAGCACAUGGGGCUGAGCAAUUUGAUGAGGACACACCACAGGGAAGGAAGCAGAGAUCAACCUUCUUCAACUACUUUGUAUUCUGUCUCUCAUGCGGCGGCCUUAUUGCAGUAACAUUGGUAGUGUGGAUUGAAGACAAUAAGGGGUGGGAAUGGGGUUUUGGAAUCUCUACCAUUAGUAUCCUUUUAUCCAUCCCACUCUUCCUAGCCGGUUCGGCUACUUACAGGAACAAAAUACCUUGUGGAAGCCCACUUACAACCAUUCUCAAGGUUUUGGUUGCUGCCACACUCAACAGCUGCAUAAGCAGAAGCCCGAAAGGCUGCAUAAGCAGAAGCCCGAGCAAUGCUGUUGCAAGCAUGGCCACAAGCCCUUCCUCACCAACUUUUACCAGCAAGGAAGCUGAAGAGAAUGCCAAAACAAGGGAGUCUACUGAUGCUCCAACAGAAAGCUUCAAAUUCCUAAACAUAGCGGCGGUAGACAACCCAGUCCACAAAGCACUACAAUGCACGAUGCAGCAGGUAGAAGACGUCAAAAUUGUGCUAAAACUAUUCCCCAUAUUUGCCUGCACCAUAAUGCUGAACUGCUGCCUAGCUCAGCUCUCCACGUUUUCAGUCCAACAAGCUGCAACAAUGGACACCAAGCUCGGUUCCUUAAAAGUCCCACCGGCCUCGCUUCCCAUUUUCCCUGUAACCUUCAUCAUGAUUCUUGCACCAGUUUAUGACCAUCUCAUCAUCCCGUUCGCUCGAAAAGUAACCAAAUCCGAAAUGGGAAUCACUCAUCUCCAACGGAUUGGAAUCGGUUUAGUUCUUUCGAUUAUAGCCAUGGCGACGGCAGCUCUUGUCGAGAUAAAGCGGAAGAGAGUGGCCACCAACUCGGGCCUACUAGACUCUGAGCAUCCAUUACCCAUCACCUUCUUUUGGAUUGCUUUCCAGUAUUUGUUCCUUGGGUCUGCAGAUCUCUUCACCUUGGCCGGGUUGCUGGAAUUUUUCUUUACAGAGGCACCUUCGAGUAUGAGAUCCCUGGCUACAUCUUUUUCCUGGGCUUCUUUGGCCGUGGGGUACUACCUCAGCUCCGUCAUUGUAUCCAUUGUUAACAAUGUCACAGGCAUCUCCAAGCACAGGCCCUGGCUUUCCGGCAGCAACUUGAAUCAUUUUCAACUGGAACGAUUCUACUGGCUGAUGUGCGUGCUGAGCGCCUUGAAUUUCUUGAACUACCUUUUAUGGGCAAUCCGUUACAAAUACAGAUCAACCGGAGCAAACAAGUAAAUUAAAGAAAGUUAAAGCCACAUAGAUGAAACAACACGGCCUGUUUGUACAUAGAUGGUCAUCUAAACGUGUCAAAGCAACCGUCUUGGUUGUACCUUAUAUGCCAAGCCGCUAUAUUUUCCUUGCUAAUUUCCUGGCAGGGCGAGGAAGAGAGCAAAAUAUUGGGUAAUUGAAUCGGUGGUAGUGCAGAGAAAGUGAUAGAUUUCCAGUACUUUUUGUAAUCAUCAGUUCAGCUGUAAUAGUAUGGAUAUAGUGACAAGUUAUUUUGCAAAA
Molecule: messenger RNA, 2279 nt
Organism: Juglans microcarpa x Juglans regia
Lineage: Eukaryota; Viridiplantae; Streptophyta; Magnoliopsida; Fagales; Juglandaceae
Product: protein NRT1/ PTR FAMILY 4.6-like
Exons: 5
Coding region: 243-2006 (587 amino acids)
Biological process (GO): transmembrane transport
Cellular component (GO): membrane
Molecular function (GO): transmembrane transporter activity
Source: RefSeq, a predicted model, not a curated record